AAAACUCAACAAGUUGAAAUUCAAUCAGCAAAUUCAAUAAGCCAAGACAGGACAGAUGAGCACAUAAUGUGGCCUCCAUUUCAACAUCAUCCCUCACCACCUUCUCUUCUUCUUUGAUUGCAAAAGGAUCACAGUUUUCCAAUGCUUCUCAUUCAUUUCUACUUUUGAAUUCCUUCUCAGCUCAAUCUUUCUUAUCAAUGGAGGUUUUAUCUCAUCCUCUUUCUAAUGUUUUUUAUUCUAACCCUAAUUUCGCAAUUUUCCGCAAAAAAUCGCACCAUUUUCUCUUUUCUUAUUCAUAUAUUCGUCAUAAAUCCUUUUUUUCUCCUCCUAAUAGCUUUAAUUUCCGCAAAUGUGCUGUAAAAUCAUUAGCUUCUCAGCAUCGUAAUAACCAUGAUUAUGAUCAUGAUCAUCAUCACCAUAGUAAUAGUCAAGGUCAUGAUCAUGGCCAUGAUCACCACCACCACCAUCAUCAUUGCCAUAAUUGCGGAGGGGAAACCAAGCUGAGCAAGUCUCAGGAACGGGUGUUUCGGGUGGCCAAAGCCAUAGGUUGGGUGGACUUGGCGAAUUACUUGAGGGAGAAUAUGCAAUUGUGUAUCUGUUCAAUGGGGUUGUUUCUUGCUGCUGCUGUUUCUCCUUAUUUGGUCCCUAAACCUGUCAUUAAACCCUUGCAAAAUGCCUUCAUUUGCCUGGCUUUUCCUCUUGUUGGGGUUUCAGCAUCACUAGAUGCGCUAAUUGACAUUUCUGGCGGAAAAGUCAACAUUCAUGUCCUCAUGGCCCUUGCAGCCUUUGCAUCAGUUUUUAUGGGGAAUCCCUUGGAAGGCGGACUUCUCAUUGCAAUGUUUAAUUUGGCUCAUAUUGCUGAAGACUAUUUUACAAGUCGGUCAAUGUUUGAUGUUAGAGAAUUGAAGGAGACUUAUCCAGAUUCUGCUCUUGUGCUAGAUUUGGACAAGAAUGAGACACCUAACUUCUCUACUUUAUCGUACAAAAAGGUUCCUGUGACUGAAAUUUCCGUUGGCUCAUAUGUGUUGGUUCAAGCUGGUGAGUUUGUGCCCGUGGACUCUGUAGUAUCACAAGGAAGGUCAACAAUCACCAUAGAACACUUGACUGGGGAAGUGAAACCUAUAGACAAAAGUGUUGAAGAUAGUAUUCCUGGCGGAGCCAGGAACUUAGAUGGCAUGCUGAUAGUGAAGGCUACAAAAACAUGGAAGGACUCCAUGCUAAGCCAGAUUGUGCAAUUGACUGCAGAAGCCCAUCACAGUAAACCAAAGCUUCAGAGGUGGCUGGAUGAAUUUGGCGAACGAUAUAGUAAGGUGGUUAUGGUUCUAUCAGUUGCUGUUGCACUCCUCGGACCUCUUAUUUUCAAAUGGCCAUUUCUGAGCUCAUCUGGUUGCAGGGGAUCAAUUUAUAGAGCUUUGGGACUUAUGGUUGCGGCUUCUCCUUGUGCCUUGGCUGUGGCUCCAUUAGCAUAUGCUACUGCAAUCAGUGCUUGUGCUAAGAAGGGUAUACUGCUGAAAGGUGGCCACGUGUUUGAUGCUCUAUCUUCUUGUCAUACCAUUGCAUUUGACAAAACUGGAACACUGACGACUGGAGAGCUCAAGUGUAAGGCAAUUGAGCAAAUCCACGGCCAUCAUAUUGGUGAUGAUAAAUCAGAAAUCAGUGCUUGCUGUGUCCCCACUUGUGAAAAAGAGGCUUUGGCUGUAGCUGCUGCCAUGGAAAAGGGUACUACUCAUCCUAUUGGAAGAGCUAUUGUUGAUCAUUGUACGGGCGUUGAACUCCCUUCUGUUUCUGUUGAAAAUUUUGAAUCAAUACCCGGUAGAGGUCUUUUUGCCACGGUAUCUGGUAAUGAGUCUGGAAUUGGAAGAGGUCAACUAGUAAAAGCUACGUUGGGUUCUGUUGAGUAUAUUGCUUCACUCUGCAAAACUGAAGAUGAGUCACAAAAGAUUAAGGAAGCUGUGAGCACAUCAGCCUAUGGAAACGAAUUUGUUCAUGCCGCUCUUUCUGUGAAUGAGAAGAUAACAUUAUUUCAUUUUGAGGAUGAACCACGACCUGGAGUUGUUGAUGUCAUUAGAUGGUUACGCGAUCAAGAAAAGUUCCGAGUAAUGAUGUUAACUGGUGAUCAUGAAUCAAGUGCGUUGAGAGUUGGGAAUGCUGUGGGAAUCGCUGAAAUCCAUUGUGGCCUGAAGCCUGAAGACAAACUUAAUCAUGUUGUGCGUAUAUCAAGAGAAACAGGCGAAGGCCUUGUAAUGGUUGGAGAUGGUAUUAAUGAUGCCCCAGCUUUAGCUGCUGCUACUGUCAGUAUAGUUCUUGCUCAACGUGCUAGUGCCACAGCCAUAGCUUUUGCGGAUGUGCUUCUCCUGCAAGAUAACAUUUCUGGUGUUCCAUUCUGUAUAGCCAAAGCUCGCCAAACAACUUCACUGGUCAAACAAAAUGUAGCCCUUGCACUAUCUGCUAUCAUUUUGGCCUCUCUACCAUCUGUCUUGGGAUUUCUUCCACUGUGGCUAACAGUUCUUCUUCAUGAGGGUGGUACUCUUAUCGUUUGUGCCAACUCGAUACGCGCUCUAAAUGAUCCCGCAUGGUCCUGGAAGCAAGAUCUUCAUCGUGUACUUGAUAUUUUCAAAAAUUUUAAUACACGGCAACAAAUCCCCAGCUCAGGCACUAUUCAAACAGCAGAUUCACACUAAGGUGCUUUCUUGCUUUUUCCAUUUUGAAGCUUACAAUAUAAUGAAUGUAGAUCCAGUAUAGUUAUUUUGUACAUGAACCAUCUAUGAAAAUAUAAACUAGAAUUAGUGCUCCCACUUUCUCUAUCUCAGCCAUUACCUUUGUAAAGUCUAGUAUAGUCAAUUCAUAGCUGGAUCAUCCUCCUCUUACAGUAACCUGCUACUGUUUGAUUCCAAGUUUCUAACCCAUUAAACUAUUAAGUGUUUAGCUUUCGUUGUAUAUUUUUUGGCCACAAAAUUAGUGGCCAACUGUCAAAACGUUCCAUUUUUUCACAUUCUACUGCUGUUUUCCAUUCAUUCUCUCUUUUUUUCAUUUUGUUCCGUCUCUUUUGUUAUUCAAAUAAUAGUAAUCGUAUCCCUCGACUUCUUUUUGUCCAAACAUAGCACAAAUAUAAUCAAAUUAAAUGCGGUGACAACUGGCAUACAGUUGAUGAGUCAGGAAAGGGGGUUAUAUUCCAUAGAAAUUGAAAACUCUGCAAAUUAACGUCAUGUUUUAUGUUGGGAGUUGAAAGGUUGACAUCAAAAGACGGCUAAGAUUGGGGCCGUUUACCAAGUCGUCUUCCUUGUCCCCUAUCUCACUUAUUCAGUUGAGUUUUUCAAAUAAGGAUGUUACUCUUAGUUGUACAUUUAUUGUUCCAAAGUCCAAACCAAUUACCCUUUUUCUUUGUUUGUUGUGUUGUUUGGUGGAACUUGCAUGUAGAAAUAGAAGUACUUUUCUGUCCUUUUAAGUUUGCUAUUGAAAGUGAUAUGUUGUAUCAUGUUAUGCUGAAAAGUGUAACUUUUGAUAGAAAACUUAAAAGAGACAAACGGAUCACUGAUGAAGUAUAUCAUGUCUUUGGUUUAUUAUCCAAUGAAAAUAUCUUAUGUUUUACCCAUACUUUUUUUUUCUUUACUUGUGGAUGUUAGUUACUUAAUUUUAGUUGAAAAGAUUUGAGUCAUAAUCAAAACUCUGCAUAUCGAACCACCCUGAUUUUGACCUUCCCACUUAUUUAAUGAGAUACAUUGUCGUUAAAUGAACUGAUAUUAGUUAAGAAGUUAGGAAUAAUUGUAGUAGACAGUAGUAUACUAGUACACCAUAACUCAAAAAGAAAAAAAGAAAGUAUGCUAGUAACACCAUAUUUUAUUUAAGUACAAAAAUUUUUAUGUACGUAUCCAAGGGCAAAUAAUAAUAUAUACAUACGCAUGAAAAAAUUUACACAAAACUCCUGUAUUGCUAGUUUGGAAUCACUAAUUCACUAUCACUAUCUUUGUUGCUCUUUGAUGCAUUAUGUACAUUUGUGUACAUUUGCUAUAUGGCUACUCUCUCUGUCUCCAUAUAAUCACCUAAAAUUUUUUGGGUGAAAUUUAGUGAAAAGAGAAAUUAAUUUGGAGAAUAAGAUAAAAAUUAAGUAGAUGAUAGAAAUGAGUGGUUAAAAUUAAGAGAGAUAAUAAAUUUGUAAAUGAGAUUAAAAGAUAGAAAGAGAGACUAUUGCCAAAAAAGAAAAGAUGUAAAAUGAGUGGAAAAAAAUAAAAUGGAAAGUAAUGCGAAUCGAGAGGGAUGGAGAAAUUAAAGUUAAUAAUUUAAAUAAUCAUUGGAAUCAUAAGUAUAGCUAGUUUUGUUUUAUGUGCCAAUUAUAUAUCAUUAUUAUUAUACUUAAUGUAUCCUGCUCAUACAAGUUAUGGUUAGGGACUAUUGAGGGAUGGAAGACAGUAUACUCUACCCUUAUCGAAGGAUAUAGUAAGGUGGUUGCGGCCAAUGAGACCUUCAAUUUUAAAGGCCAAUGAGACCUUCAAUUUUAAAGAACUUGCAAAAGAAAAUAAAAGGCAAAACAAGACAAGUAGCAAUUGUGUCUAUGAAGUUUGAUGGUUCAGAUUUAAAAAAAUAUUUUGCUGAUCUUUCAAAUUAUUAAUUACCAAUACUAAUCCUUAUAAUUAGAGACUAGGAGAAUUAAUGUGAUUGCUACUCAUAACACUUGAAAGCUUGGUUCUAAUAUAUUGUACUGAUUGAGGAAUAAUGCUUUAGGAGAGGAGUAAAAGUUAUUAUGAUAAAAAAUAAAAAAUUUGAAUAAAAUAAAUGAAUACAAUUUAUUUUAAAAAAUAUGAUAUGAAUUAGAUUGGAAAACAACAGACUAAAAUAAACUUCUAUUAUUUUAAUUUAAAAUAAAAAAAUUGAAACUAAAAUACAAAUUAAUAUUGGUUUUUUUUUUGUUUGAUUUGGUUUUAGGGAAAAAUCAAACACCCACCUCUACUAUUAGAUCUAAAGAAACAAUUUUCUUUCACUUAUUUUUAAUAAUUUCUUUAUAAUGAAAACUCAAAAUUAAAAUUACAUACAAUAUAAAUAAUCUAAAAUAACUUGUUUAUAGCCAAGUUAGGCUAGAGAAACGAUUUUACUAUUUGAAGAUUUUAAUUUUUAUACGUACACCAUUUUGGAUAGAAAACUCACAAUUUGAAGAUAGCAAUUUUAGUUGGCUUGUGUAUGACAAUAAGAAUAUUGGAAGGGAAUCAAUCUAAUGAUGGUGUGAAUAUUAAAACAAUGAUGCAAAGGGGAAGGCAAAAGGCAACUGCCAAUUCACUCCUCCGUUUUUAUUUAAUAUUUUUAUAUUUCAUUUUACACAAUUUUAUUUUUCAUUAGUUUACCAUAAUUUAUUUUUUUAUUGUUUAUGGUCUUUAUAUACUUUUCAUUAAUUUUGUUUUAAUAUUUUUAUCAUAUUUAUGGUUCUUAUAUAUUUUCAACUAAUUUUAUUUUAGCAUUUUUUUUAAUCUAUGGUCCUUAU
Molecule: messenger RNA, 5470 nt
Organism: Amaranthus tricolor (Joseph's coat)
Lineage: Eukaryota; Viridiplantae; Streptophyta; Magnoliopsida; Caryophyllales; Amaranthaceae
Product: probable cadmium/zinc-transporting ATPase HMA1, chloroplastic
Exons: 13
Coding region: 198-2681 (827 amino acids)
Biological process (GO): monoatomic cation transport
Cellular component (GO): membrane
Molecular function (GO): ATP hydrolysis activity; ATPase-coupled monoatomic cation transmembrane transporter activity; ATP binding
Source: RefSeq, a predicted model, not a curated record